AUGCCUGACCCGAGAACGAAUCAAUUUAAAGCUAAUGUCAACCCAGAGACUAUUUAUGAUAUUCUUGAACGGAUAGGCAGAGGUUCUUUUGGUGAAGUUUAUAAGGGUGUCGACAGAAAAACGAGGGAAGUUGUAGCUAUCAAGCUGAUUGAUCUAGAGGCCGCUGAGGAUGAAAUUGAAGAUAUCCAGCAGGAGAUCAAGGUUUUAUCCCAAUGCAAUAGUCCUUAUAUCACGAAGUACCAUGGUUCCUAUUUGAAGGAUACUACACUGUGGAUCGUUAUGGAGUAUCUUGGUGGUGGAUCAGCAUUAGACUUAAUGAAACCUGGUCCCAUACCAGAAGUUCACAUAUCUACAAUCCUCAGAGAAAUUUUAAAAGGACUGGAUUACUUACACAGUCAAAGCAAAAUCCAUCGAGACAUAAAAGCUGCAAAUGUCCUGCUCUCCUAUAGUGGUGACGUAAAGCUAGCCGACUUUGGUGUUGCUGGCCAAUUGAGUUCUACCAUUACUAAGCGUGGUACUUUUGUAGGAACACCAUUUUGGAUGGCACCAGAGUUAAUUUUGAGAUAUGCCUAUGAUUUCAAGGUUGAUAUUUGGUCUACUGGAAUCACAGCUAUUGAACUAGCUAAAGGUGAACCACCGAACGCAGAUUUACAUCCAAUACGCGUUCUUAUGCUCAUUCCAAAGAACCCUUCACCUCAGCUCACUGGAGAUUUCAGCAAAGUAUUCAAGGAUUUUGUAGAUUGUUGUUUGACUAAAGUCCCAGAAAAUAGACCAACAGCACACGAACUGUUACGUCAUAGCUUCAUCAAAAAAGCACGUAAAACAGCUUUUUUACAAGAGCUUAUUGAGCGUUAUCGAAAGUGGCGUGAUGAAGGAGGAGACGAUGAUGCUGACGGUGAAUCUGAUGAUGAUGGACUUGUUCCAGAUGAAGAAGAUCUUAUGAAUCCCCAACCAGGUACUCCAGGAGUUGCUGCAGCUGGUGACAAGUCUGCUGCAAAGAAAAAAACUUCGGACAGUGCAAAAUCAGGCAAAGCGUCUGACACUUUCAAAUGGAAUUUUGAAACAGUGCGUGCUAUGCCUUCACAGUCUUCAUCGUCCUUUCAUAGUUCUUCUUCAGCUUAUUCCUCCCCUGAUACCUCCUCAACACAUACCAACGCACAUAUUCAUCAUUCUCCUUCAUCUUCACAGCCGAAUUCAGAUGUUCAUGGUGGGAUUAAACGAACACCUGAAAGUAGUACACCGGAAAUGUCAGAUCGUCACAUGUCUGAUGGAAAUGAAGCACGCACUUCAAAUCCUUUGGCAACGGGACCUCAUUAUUCAGGUAUCCAGUCAUCACAACUUGCUUCCUGUAUAGUUGAUGAAAAUUCUCGUGCCCAGAUGUCACGCCCUAUAGGAAAUUCUCCGAAUCAAGUAACUGGCCCUACUAGCAUACCCAUUGUCCGACCACAACUUGUUCCACCUGUAACUAGAAUUAUGGCCAAUGAGACUUCAUCUCAGUCACCAGGAUCUCGACAAGUGUAUGUUGGAGAUUCUGGUCAGACAAAAGUGUCCAAUUCGAAAAACAUUUCAACAUCAGCUAAUAACAAACCUCAACAGGGUCAAAUACCCGCAUCGGUUGUGACCUUAAAUAAACCUUCUUCUUGCUUUCAACAACAUGUCUUACCAUUGUUACAAGACCUUCAAGAUGUCUACAGUCAAGUAACUAGUGGUGCUUCAGAUUCUAUUUCUAAUUUAGCGGCCACCUUUCAAACAGUUGAUGCCUCAUCACCUCAGUAUACAACUGAAUUUUUAGCAGAGUUGUUAACCCGCGUUUUGGAUAGCAAUCCACGUUUACCAGCGAAUAUUAGACGUCGCGUAUUAGAUCGUUUGAGGAUGAAUUCAUCGGAAUCAUAA
Molecule: messenger RNA, 1893 nt
Organism: Trichobilharzia szidati
Lineage: Eukaryota; Metazoa; Platyhelminthes; Trematoda; Strigeidida; Schistosomatidae
Source: the annotation of a GenBank genome assembly